Messenger RNA from Exaiptasia diaphana, 1335 nucleotides. RefSeq names its product coagulation factor VIII. The record is from RefSeq and is a predicted model, not a curated record. NCBI's taxonomy places the organism in Eukaryota, Metazoa, Cnidaria, Anthozoa, Actiniaria, Aiptasiidae.
ACAGCAAACCAUCCGGGAUAGGUCUACCAUUUCCAACUAUUCCAGAUCAUCGAUUCUCUGCCAGUUCAACAUACAAGGCCUCUGAAAAGUAYAAACCACAUGCUGGGCGUACAAUGGGUACUCAUUGCUGGGAAYCUCUGGAAAAUACGAAUCCUCAUGACUAUUUAGAGAUUGACCUUGGAGCCCCUCACAUAGUGUGCGGUAUUGGCAUACAAGGAACUGGACAAGACUUCCGGAUUGACGAAAAAACAAGGGAUUAUUAUAUWGAAUUUUCCUUGGAUGGCGUCGACUGGCAUAUAGUUUUACCUAGUGGAGAGGGGGUCGUUAGUUUCGAAGGCAACCUUAAGCGUGAACAAGACUACCCUGGUGAUGUUUACAUCAAGAAAAACAUAUUCACUGAUAAAAACCUGCUUGUUGCGAGGUUUUAUAGAAUCUACCCGCUUAACUUUGACGGCCAUAAGUGCGUCCGAACUGAGCUUUAUGGCCUUAGACAAGAAUGGAGAGGUUCUUUGGGACUGGAGACAAUUGCAGGCAAAUCCAAUGUCUUCGACCAGCAAAUAACAGCUUCAAGUUUCYUGGACAAACAUACCACUCCACCUAAAGCGCGAUUGUAUAGCCCUAGUUCCUGGUGUGCAAAAACCAAAGGCUCGUACCUUCAAAUUGAUAUGAAAAAAGUCCAAGAGUUCAGAGGGUUGGCGUUUCACGCGGACGCAAGAGAUAACAACAAGCGUGUAUUGGAGUUUGAAUUGCAAUAUGGAUAUGAUCAUAGCAAGCUCACAAGAACUAAGAUCAAAACAGAAUUGACCGCCAAGAAAGAAAUAAAGAGUUACUGGCUUCCGCGUCCCGCUAAUGCUCGAUAYGUUCGCAUACAACCAACCAAGUGGCACAACAAGCCUUGCAUAAGGACCGAGCUCUAUGUUAAUAACGUUAGAGGCCCACCAGUUACGAUUCAAAGCUUCAAUCUGGAAGGCAAAUUGACUGCAACACCUGGUUCAUUCAUCACCGCCAAAUGCUCCGCAAGUGGGGACAAACAGGCGAAUAUCAAAUGGCUUAUUGGAGGGCUUGAUGUCACCGACAAGUCAGAUGGCAGUGUUUAUGCUGACAAGGAAGGUCUAAGGUCCAGCAAAUUGCAGAUUAACUUUACAAGCGUCUUGGACGUCAAGUCAACCUUUCAGUGUGAAAGUCUCGACAGGUUUCUUAUGAAUUGCUCUACCAUGGUUGAUUGUCUAGCUUACAGAUUCGAUGCAAACGGAGAUAGAAGGAGGAGUUCUAUUUGGAUUGUGAUAGAUAUUCGGCCACCAACUGAUCCUCCUACACAACCACCAGCCACUCUCA